Molecule: messenger RNA, 2814 nt
Organism: Cylindrotheca closterium
Lineage: Eukaryota; Bacillariophyta; Bacillariophyceae; Bacillariales; Bacillariaceae
Source: the annotation of a GenBank genome assembly
AUGAGGUCGCCCUAUCACAACACCGAUUACAACAAUGACAAACGUCCUCGGCGUCGCGCCUUUUUGCUGCAGCAACAAUUGCUUGCGAAUUACACCAAUGGUCAAAAUCUAGUCCGACCCGCAUUGAUAAUAUUCAUGAGCACCAUGAUCUUGGCCGCCCUCCAAUCCAUGGAUGUUUUGGUGCUCUUUCCAGUCGCCGCCACCGAAAUGGCCCAACGGUCACUCCGAACGCCCUCCAAAACGGUGGCCCUCAAUCUCACAGGAGUUCCACUGUGGAAAUCCUUCUUGACGGACGAAGAACUGGAAGGUGUUGUGGCGGAUAAUAAGGAAGAUGUUUUCGCGGCGGCGUCGUCGCCUAACAAGAAUACCAACUCGGUCACCAUUGUCUUGACGGGGGACGUCCAUGGACACAUUCGACACGCGUGUUUGGGACCCAUUUGUUAUCCAGGUGCUCCUCACAUUCGAUCCGUCAUGGAACGGAUACGACAAAAUAAUAAGGCUACUUCUACUAACGUAUUACUGCUAGAUGCGGGGGACUCGGGAUUUGAAGAACCCAAAUUGGCGGCCAAGACGAUGCAUUUUUUGAAGUACACGGCCAUGGCCUUGGGGAACCACGAAUUGGAUUUGGGUGCGGAUUCCGUCCAAACUUUUUUUCACGAUUUGGUUGAUAUUCCAGUCUUGGCGGCCAACAUUGAUGGGCUCCCCAAUAUACAGCCCUAUCUCAAAGUGGACGUGGGAAACAAUGAUACGGUAUGUAUCAUUGGAUUGACGGCAGAAGAAGUGAAUCCGCUGGCGGGGCCAGACGUUCACAUUCGCGAUGUCAAUAGUACACUGGAUGCCAUAUUAUCAUCGUUGCGAAAUGGUAACCAGCCAAAAGACACGACUGCGGACGACGGGGAAACCAACAAGAAUCGUACGGCUGCUGCUGCUGCUGCUGAUGAGGGUAUCACCACGCCUGCUCCCACCAACAAACCCAAACCAACUUGCACCAAGACCAUUCUCCUAUCCCAUGCGGGGAUUGAAAUUGAUCAAGAGCUGGCCCACAAUCUUGGUGACAAGGUCGAUUUGAUUCUGGGCGGCCAUUCGCACGUCGUCACGGGAAAUCAGAUGCGGGCGCCCGAAACGAUGGAAUUUGGACUCUUGGCAGAUCCGUCGACCGACCCCAAGAUUUUGCAUUCGGGUGCCAAUGGGCGCUUUGUGGGACUGGCACGAUUGGAGUGGGACAGCGAUACCAAGGAGACGACCAAACUACACUCGGAAGUAUUGCCGUUGGAUGCCGAACAUGGCAUUGAACCGGAUAAGGAAAUGAUGGAUUGGUUGGAAGGUCAACACCAUCAUUUGCAAGACGAUACCUCGGAAAAUACACCAGAUAUUCAAUUCCUAAUACAAGGCGAGGAAAAAGUAUGUGCCCGUCGGUGCCGCUUGGGGGAUUGUACCAUGGGGCAGUUGGUGACAGAUGCCAUGCGAUCAUGUCUGGAACAUGGGCCUUGUUUAUUGCCAGAAGAAUCGAGCGGAUAUCCUGUAUUGGCCUUUUUAGAAUCUGGAACACUGAGAAAUUGUUUAGUGUCUGCGGACACGGACUUUAAACGGGUAUUGCCAUGGCCCAACAAGCUGGUGGUACUUCAACUAAAGGGCAAUGUGUUGAAAAAUUUCUUGAGGCACGGUCUGGAUAGUCGAAGCAAUCGUCAUGGAGGCGGAUUGCUGCAAGUAUCUGGGAUUCACUACCACUACAACGAAAUGGAAUUAGUGUCCGUACUAUGGGAUCCCCAAACGACAGGUUCUCCUGGGAGCUCGGUUUCGCAUCAGUUUUAUCUCGAUACCACGCAGCAAUCCGUGUUGGAUACCUGCCAAGUUCAUUCGCAAGCCACUCACCAACGAGUCAAUCUUGAUGAAAAGGGGACCUUCAAUGUCAUUGUCACAGACUGGUUGGCCAUGGGUGGGGAUGGGUAUGGAGAAUUGGUAGAGCAAGCCGAGGCGUACCACGAGACAAACAUUACCUUGAUGGACGCCGUCUUAUCCCAUUCCACAGCCUUGCCGCGGAUUAAAUAUGGCAAGGCACAUCGUCGGAUAUGGGCUGGUACGGAAGAAAUGAUAGUGGCAGAAGCGACAAGGAGCGGUAUAUCAGGCUUCAUGGGGGGAGCAGUGGCCUUUUGGAUUACCUUUCCCAUGUACACCUUGUUUGUCCGAAAGAGCGUGGAAACUCAACGCCAACGACCUUCCACAUACAUUAACAGCUGGUUCCAAUUGUGGGAUGGUGCUUUCAUGGGAACUGUCGCCACUGCAACAGCUGACGCGAUCUAUUUUAUAGUGUUUAGUUUUUCCAGUGUGGUGGUAUUUCGUGGGGUCGGCAAGUCCUUUAUUGCCGCGACGGUGAAUGGAAUUAUUACUACACCCAUGUGGGUGCUGGCAACGCAAAAGCAGCUGCGACACGAAUCGGUAAUAACCUUGGCACGAAAGAUCUAUCGCAAUAGUGGUUGGUGGGGAUUCUUUGAGUCAUUACCGCUGAACAUGAUCAUGUGCAUAUACCCAGUGGUCCGGCAGGCAAUUUUGGAAUGGCUCAACGAAAUAACGAGCAAUAUGGUGGUAUCAGCCACUCUAGCAAGUGCGGUGGCCACCAUUGUCACAUAUCCCAUUCAAAAGUGGCGUAUUCGACUGCAAUCCGGCGAAAAAGGCACCAUCUGGGAGACCUUUCAAUGGAACAACUUUUUCAAGGGACUGGAUUACAAAUUACUGGAUACCUGUUCCAAGAUUUUCAUUUUGUUCUUGGUCAAGGAACACAUUGACGUCGCUCUUUGCAUACUAGACACUCAAUAG